CAGACCCCCACCGAUCAUGACGCCCUUUUAACGGAUUCAAGUGACAGCACAGAAUGGUGGUAACUGGAAACUCAACAUUGCUUGCUCGGACGGUAAACAAAAGGCAUGGUUUAAUGUGUACGCCGAUCCCUAUCCUUUGGGAGACGAUGUAACAUCUCACGUUUGUAUGCGUGACGAAGAAAAGAUGGGAUUCAUCAGGGUUUGUUUGCAACGCGUACGACGAAAAAUGAAAUUGGACCUCCUCAGAGAUUUGUGUCGACAGUAUCCCGUAUUCUGCUUCCUACUACUCGUCCUGCUACUGUCCACUGUGCUGUUAAACAGGUACAUUCAUAUCAUCAUGGUGGUCUGGUCCUUUCUUGCUGGUGUGGUUACAUUCUACUGCUCCCUGGGGCCGGAGUCUCUGCUGCCAAACAUCCUGGUCAACAUCAAGCCAAAGAUCAAGUCCUACCAGCAGGAGUUGUUUCCGCUUGGCCACAGUUGUGCCGUUUGUGGCAAGAUCAGGUGCAAAAGACACAGACCUACUUUAUUACUGGAAAAUUAUCAACCAUGGCUUGACUUGAAAGUUUCCUCUAAGGUGGAUGCUUCUCUUUCCGAGAUUCUGGAGCUGGUUCUUGAAAACUUUGUGUAUCCUUGGUAUAGGGAUGUCACAGAUGAUGAGGCAUUUGUUGAUGAGCUGAGGGUGACUUUACGUUUUUUUGCUGCCGUGUUGGUCCGCCGGAUCCAGAAGAUUGACGUGGCAUCCCUCAUCACACGAAAGCUUCUGAAAGCUUCCAUGAAGCACAUUGAAAUUAUUGCUAAAGCUCGGCAGAGAGUAAAGAGCGCUGAGUAUCUUCAACAAGCUGCCCUGGAGGAGUAUGGUCCUGACCUUCAUGUAGCCCUCCGCGGUCGCAGAGAUGAGCUUCUCUACUUGAGGAAGAUGACUGAGAUGCUUUUUCCGUACAUCUUGCCACCUAAAGCGACUGACUGCAGAUCUCUCACUCUGCUGAUAAGAGAAGUUCUGGCUGGUUCGGUCUUUCUUCCAUCAAUGGACUUCUUGGCUGACCCCGACACAGUAAAUCAUUUGCUUCUUCACUUCAUCGACAAUUCUCCGCCCGAAGAAGCCACAGAGCCAAGUUCAAUGCCGGUUCCUUUCCUUCAAAAAUACUCUGAUCCCCGUAGCAGAAAGCCUUCGGUUCUAAAGCUUGAGUUAAAAGAAAUCCGAGAGCAGCAAGACCUACUCUUCCGCUUCAUGAACUUUUUGAAGCAAGAGGGAGCUGUUCACGUGCUCCAGUUCUGCCUUGCAGUCGAGGAGUUCAACGACAGGAUACUGUGCCCAGAGCUGCUCGACUCUGAGAAAAUUAUGCUCCACGAGGAGGUGAAGAAGAUCUACGAGACCUACUGUUUAGACGAGAGUGUCGACAAGAUCCGCUUCGAUCCCUUCAUUGUGGAGGAGAUACGCAACAUUGCCGAAGGCCCGUACGAGGAGGUGGUGAAACUUCAGACAAUGAGAUGCUUGUUUGAAGCAUACGAGCAUGUCCUCUUUCUCCUGGAGAACGUUUUCACGCCCAUGUUCUGCCACAGUGAUGAGUACUUUCGCCAGCUUCUGAGGGGAGCUGAGUCCCCUGCCAGGAAUUCUAAAAUGAGCAGAAAUAGCAUCAGUAUGGAUGACAUCCGUUCCUGGGACUGGAGCCCCAAGUCCCCGUCCUCACAGUUCACCGCCUCUGGCAGCUCUUCACCUGCAUCUUUUAACUCCCUCCAUGCCCAGCCCACGUUUACAACUUUUCCAUACGGCUCGCUAUCCCACCGCCACUCCUUAUCACCCAAGAACACGUCAAAGAGAGGAGAGUCCUUUGGGAUCAGCCGCAUUGGCAGCAAGAUCAAGGGUGUUUUCAAGAGCACAACCAUGGAGGGAGCCAUGCUGCCAGCCUGUGGUCUUGUCGAGGGAGAGGACGAUUUGGUGGAGGAAGCCAUGAUGGUGCUGGAGGAUGACUCCCCCAUAGAAGCGGCCUCCACCCCCAGCACUCCACGGAAUCUCUCCGCCUGGAGCAUCACCAUCCCUUAUAUUGAUUUCUAUGAUGAUGAUGUGAAGAGGGAGAGGGUUCCGGUGUUCUGCAUUGAUGUGGAGCGGAAUGACCGCAAAGCGGUGGGUCACGAGACUGAGCACUGGUCUGUAUACAGGAGAUAUCUGGAAUUCUAUGUUCUUGAGUCAAAGCUAACCGAAUUCCACGGUUCAUUUCCUGACGCACAGUUGCCUUCCAAGAGAAUCAUUGGCCCCAAAAAUUACGAGUUUCUCACAUCCAAGAGAGAGGAGUUUCAAGAAUAUCUUCAGAAACUCCUCCAGCACCCUGAGCUGAGCAACAGCCAACUUCUUGCUGACUUCCUGUCUCCGCACAGCAUGGAGUCUCAGUUCUUGGACAAAAUGUUGCCUGAUGUGAACCUCGGGAAAAUCAUUAAGUCCGUCCCCAGCAAACUGAUAAAAGAGAAAGGACAGCAUCUCGAGCCGUUCAUCCAGUCCUAUUUCAACUCUUGUGAGUCACCCAAACCCAAACCCAGCCGCCCUGAGCUCACCAUCCUGAGCCCCACUUCAGAAAAUGAUAAAAAGCUCUUCAAUGACCUCUUCAAAAACAAUGCCAACCGGUCCGAUGUGGUAGAAAAGAGACACAACCAGAACUACUUCAUGGAAAUCCUCACUGUGGAAGGGGUGUACGACUAUUUAAUGUAUGUCGGCCGAGUUGUCUUUCACAUUCCUGACUGGUUGCACCACCUGUUGAUGGGUGGAAGGAUCCUGUUCAAGAACACACUUGAGGCCUAUACUGAUUACUACCUUCAACAAAAGCUGAACCAGGUCGUGGAAGAGCACCGCCUCAUCUCACUCAUCACCCUGCUGAGAGAUGCUGUUUUUUGUGAGAGCAGUCCACCUCGCUCAGCUCAAGAUAAGCAGAGGAGAGCAAAAAGGACAUUUUCCGAGAUGAUGAGAUACAUUCCCGACCUUCUGGGGAAAUGUAUCGGCGAAGAGGCUAAGUAUGAAGGCGUAUGUCUCCUCUUUGAUGGGCUGCAGCAGCCAGUUGUCAACAAGCAGCUGACCUAUGUACUUCUGGAUAUUGCUAUUCAGGAACUUUUUCCAGAGCUGAACAAGCAGGUGCAGAAGGAGUCUUCAAUCAAUGCUCCCUGGAUGUGAAUUGUUACCACUGACCAAAAAAAUUCCAACAACACUACAACAAUUCCAAGCACGUUUAAAGCACUUUUGAUGUCUUCAGCGACCUUUGUAGGUGAUUUCUCUGCUGUAAUGUAUACUGUACUUUAAUUUGUAAAAUAAAAUAACAGUGCUGCACUGGCAAUUCAGAAA
Messenger RNA from Hippocampus zosterae (dwarf seahorse), 3325 nucleotides. RefSeq names its product sorting nexin 14 (gene snx14). The transcript has 31 exons. Gene Ontology annotation, cellular component: late endosome. The record is from RefSeq and is a predicted model, not a curated record. Gene Ontology annotation, molecular function: phosphatidylinositol-3,5-bisphosphate binding. Bases 167 to 3157 code for a protein of 996 amino acids. NCBI's taxonomy places the organism in Eukaryota, Metazoa, Chordata, Actinopteri, Syngnathiformes, Syngnathidae. Gene Ontology annotation, biological process: autophagosome maturation.